GGCGAGCUGCCUGCUGCGCUGACUCGGCAAUACUUCUUUGCCACAGCGCAAGUCGACGCAUUUCUCUUCGAGUAUGCGCCAACUUUAAGGCGACAGACGCUGAUAGCUAACAUCAUGAUCCUUGGGAGGUCUUCUAGAAAUACUAUCAACAUAUGAUAGUACACCAUGAUGAUGAUCGAUCCCUGGGAGGUGGAGGUCUCCUUACUCUUCAGCAUCCUCCUACAACGAGCAUGAUUCUUCUGCAAGGGGAUAAACCUCAACGCCAUGUUGUAUGGUGCUUGAGAGGUCUUCUUUUGGAAUUGGGGCUUCAACAAGAGAAAUAUGAUCCUCCAAGGGCAAGGAUAUUUCAUCACACUCAAAGUAAGAGAUGCAGAUGAAUGAUAUCGAUUUAUACGAGCGCGGUACUAGCUCUAAUAACGCUGCUUUUCGACACGGGACCAAAGCUGGUGCUCAGUUGGUCCGACUUCUUGUAUCGAUUAAGGCCCACCCUAAUUCAUCUCCAGGCGCAUCUUGGAGACCUGUCGCAUAAGGGGAAAAGAGGGCUAAGAUGAAUACCGCAAUGGAUAAGGGUGAGCUCUAAGUCGAGAAGUCUACACGGAUUCAGCACUGCAAGUAUUUGUGGAUUUGUGGACAUCGUUGCUGUCGCAUUUAGUAGUGUUGAGUCUUUUGUACUACCUUUGGCGACAGGGAGUGGUGUCGUCUACGCUUAAUUCGCGGAGUGCAGCCGGGUCCCCUGGACGAGUAGGCUCAAUAUUAGUAAGGGUUCCCAGCACAUUGCAUCCUUCACUAAACACAUCCCUGACUCUUUUUUCAGUAGGAAAGAAGUCAGCAGGGAUGUUCUGGGGAAUGUAAUUCCGUAACCUCUAACAGUAGGAAGUGGAACAAGUUUUGGAACAACCACA
Molecule: messenger RNA, 902 nt
Organism: Amoebophrya sp. A25
Lineage: Eukaryota; Dinophyceae; Syndiniales; Amoebophryaceae
Source: the annotation of a GenBank genome assembly